UAGAUGUCCAAAUUAUUUGUAGUCUAAGCGAGAAUUUCAGAAUAUAAGACCAGAAAACACAGAUUUUUAUUGGUGAAAAGCCAUAGGGAGUUUACUUGCAUAUUGUGCGUACGUAAAAGUGAAACACCCCACUUUCUAAUUUAACAAUUAUUUACCGUUGUAAGAUGAUAACAUAAAUGAAGCAAAAUACAACGUAGAACGUUGAUAUGGUACAACAUUUGCGUCAAACCUUGCGAGGGGAUUUUACAUGAAUUCGGUUAUAGAGCUGAGGUGUGUGGCGCAUGCGCACACCGGCUCCAUCAUUGUGUCUACUGGAGUACGAGAGAGACAAACCUCGCUUACCUUUAAUAAACUAACGUCUGUCAUUUCACCCUGAAACCUUCGUGAAAAUCUCCAGAAGCAGGUAGGACCUCUGAAUUAUGAAGCAGUGCUCGACUGGACCUUCUCUCUACUCCUUUAGUCACCAUACAUGCUGCUGGUGUAACCAAGACCGCUUCUACUGUUCCUAGUGGUUUGGCGGCCUCUCUCCAAAAGAAAAAAAGGAGAAUUCACGAUCCAGCUGUUGUCUGGUCACAUAUGGUGCAUUGUUUGCAUUCUCGAGCUUACAUCCCCACUGCUCAACCCCUUGCCAGCCUGUGGCACUCGUAGGAUUCAUCUACACAGGAUAUUUUUAAGCGUGCUCUUGUUUUUCCUGGAUUGCACGUGUGUAAAGGCCAUUUUUAAAGUUUUUUGUCCCCACUGCCACGCGGGUGGUGGCAGGACAUCGUAGGCCAUGGAGCCCAAUAUGGAGUACUGUCUCACGCAGGUGCUUCAGAAGGAUGUGGCCCGCAGGUUGCAGAUGGGUCCGGAGCUCAUUGACUACAUCACAGAUGCUGACAAGUGUCACGACCUGGAGAGUGACCAGACUGCAUUGGAUAAGAUGGUGGAUGGAAUUGCAACCUUAUGGGUUAACUCAAGCAACUUUAAGCUGGCUCUGAUGGGAAUAGACCUACUGUCUGCCUUAGUGACAAGAUUACAGGACCGAUUUCGGCCCCAAGUUGGUACAGUUUUGCCCAGCUUGAUAGAUCGUUUAGGCGAUGCCAAAGAUCAAGUCAGAGAUCAAGAUCAAAUCCUGCUGCUAAAGAUCAUGGACCAUGCAGCUUCUCCUCAGUACAUAUGGGACAGAAUGCUGGGGGGUUUCAAACACAAAAACAACAGGACCAGAGAGGGGGUUUGUCUCUGUCUAAUAGCAACUCUAAACAUAUACGGUGCCCAAGGCUUAACCCUAAGUAAAAUAGUACCACAUAUAUGUAACCUACUUGGAGACCCUACGAGUCAGGUUCGAGAUGCGGCUAUGAAUUCUCUCGUGGAAAUAUAUAGACAUGUCGGAGAGAGGGUUAGGAUUGACCUUAGCAAAAAAGGACUGCCGCAAUCACGGUUGAAUGUCAUUUUUAGCAGAUUUGAUGAAGUCCAAAGAGCUGGGAACAUGAUCCCCUCAUCUGGUUCAGAUAAGAACUUUGAUGACGAGGACUCAGUGGAUGGGGGCAGGUCCUCCUCCUCUUCAUCAUCUAAGGGCUUCUCCAACAGCAGAAGAGGAGGCAGCAUGGGCUCAAUGAGACGACCCAGUUCUGCCUCUGGAUCCAGAGCUGCAGGGAAGGAUGUCAGUGCAGGAGCCGUGGAUGAGGAGGAUUUCAUCAAAGCUUUUGAAGAUGUUCCUGCAGUACAGAUAUAUUCCAGUAAGGAGUUAGAGGAUUCAAUGAAUAAGAUCCGUGAGGUUUUAUCAGAUGACAAGCAAGACUGGGAGCACAGAGUCGUCGCCCUGAAAAAGAUGCGAUCGCUGCUUCUGGCUGGUGCAACCGAACAUGAAGGUUUCCUUCAACAUCUCCGGCUCUUAGAAGGUGCCUUCAAGCUCUCCGCUAAAGAUCUUCGGUCCCAAGUGGUUCGCGAGGCCUGCAUCACAUUAGGGCAUCUGUCCUCAAUACUGGGAAAUAAAUUUGACCAUGGGGCUGAAAGCAUCAUGCCCACGCUGCUCAACUUGGUGCCCAACAGUGCCAAAAUCAUGGCCACAUCCGGAAUGGCAGCCAUCCGCCUCAUUCUCAAACACACACACUUUCCACGCCUUAUCCCGAUUAUCACAAGCAACUGCACUUCCAAAUCCGUCGCUGUUCGAAGACGAUGUUACGAGUUUUUAGACCUGUUAUUGCAGGAAUGGCAGACACACACUCUGGAGAGACAUGUGGCGGUUUUAACCGAGACCAUCAAGAAGGGGAUCCAUGAUGCUGACUCAGAGGCUAGAUCUGUGGCCAGAAAGUGUUACUGGGGAUUUCAUAGUCAUUACAAUCGGGAGGCUGAGCUUCUGUUUCAGGCGUUGGAGUUGACCUAUCAGAAGGCCCUCCAGUCUCACCUAAAGAGUUCAGACAGCGUCGUAUCUCUCCCACAAUCUGACCGCUCGUCCUCCAGUUCUCAAGAGAGUCUAAAUCGACCACUCUCUGUGAAAACUGUAAUUGGAGCCCCCGUAACAAGAAGUAAAGUCAUUGGCUCUAGGGUGUCCUCCACACCCGGUGCCCUCCAGCGCUCCCGCAGUGAUGUGGAUGUGAAUGCGGCCGCCAGCGCCAAAUCCCGCAUGUCCAGUGCAACGCCCCAAUCUCCCUUCAGCUCCGCCGCAGCUCUACCACCGGGCUCCUACGCCUCUCUGGACGGUGCGCCUGGUAAAAUAGAUGGUCGUGUGCGUACAAGGCGGCAGAGCUCAGGUAACACGGUCAACGCUAGCAGCACAGUGACGGAUAGCCGCGGUCGAAGCAGAGCGAAAGUGGUGUCUCAGUCCCAGCGAUCCAGAUCAGCUAAUCCCACUAGUGCCGGCAGCCGAUCCAGCUCUCCGGGGAAGCUAUUAGGGCACACAUAUGGCAGAGUUCCUCGGGCCACUGCCCCAACAACGCCCUCAGACAAGUACUCGAGGAUCCCGAAAAGUCAGGGCUGCAGCCGGGAGACCAGCCCUAGCAGAUUGGCCUUGGCCAGGCUAUGUGGUAAAGCUCUUCUUCCUGCCACUUCUCCCUAUCGCACGCUAGCACGGAGCAGUCGCAUCCCCCGCCCCAGCAUGAGUCAGGGGUGCAGCCGUGACACCAGUCGCGAGAGCAGCCGUGACACCAGCCCCGCUCGGGGCUUUACUCCUCUUGCCUCCCGACGCCACUCUCGUUCCACCAGCGCCUUGUCCACGGCCGAACCCGUGGGCCAGUCAGAUCGAUUCGGCCUGAUCCAUCAGGCUCGUAUUUCUGCGUCGGUCAAUGCCAUGAGGGUCCUGAACACUGGGACAGAGGUGGAAGCUGCCGUGGCUGAUGCUUUGCUGUUAGGAGACUCCAGAAAUAAGCGCAAGCCUUUGAGAAGGAGGUACGAGUCAGACGACGACGCCAACAGCGACGCAUCCAGCGCUUGCUCCGAACGUUCCUAUAGCUCCCGUAACGGAGGCAUCCCGCACUACCUGCGGCAGACGGAGGACGUGGCGGAGGUGCUGAACCACUGCGCCAGCUCCAAUUGGUCUGAGAGGAAGGAGGGCCUACUGGGUUUGCAGAACCUACUAAAGAGUCAGCGUAUUCUCAGCCGUGUGGAGCUUAAGAGGCUUUGUGAGAUCUUCACCAGAAUGUUUGCUGAUCCUCACAGCAAGGUGUUUAGCAUGUUCUUGGAGACUCUGGUGGACUUCAUCACUGUACACAGGGAGGAUCUUCAAGACUGGCUUUUUGUACUCCUCACUCAGCUACUGAAGAAGAUGGGAGCUGACCUCUUGGGCUCAGUCCAAGCUAAGGUUCAAAAGGCUCUGGACAUCACACGGGAAUCUUUCCCAUUUGACCAACAGUUUAACAUCCUGAUGAGAUUUAUUGUUGAUCAGACCCAAACCCCUAAUCUUAAGGUAAAGGUGGCCAUCCUGAAAUACAUCGAGUCCUUGGCGCGGCAGAUGGACCCCGGAGACUUUGUGAAUUCGAGUGAGACGAGAUUAGCUGUCUCCCGCAUUAUCACCUGGACCACAGAACCAAAGAGUUCUGACGUUAGAAAGACCCUUCAUAACUGGGCAAGUGAGGAGUUGUCAGGCAGGCCCACCACUACAGCCCUACUGCCUGGAGAUAGUCAGCUGGAGGACAGGUGCAAGCAGGCUGCCCAGAUCGUGCUGAUCUCACUUUUUGAGCUGAACACCCCUGAGUUCACCAUGCUGCUGGGUGCUCUUCCCAAAACAUUCCAGGACGGAGCCACCAAGCUCCUGCACAACCAUCUGAAGAACUCCAGCAACACAAGCAGCGUCAGUUCUCCGAGCAAUACUUUGGGUCGCACUGCAUCCCGUCACCCCACAAGCAGGACCAGCCCUCUUACGUCUCCAACUAACUGCUCACACGGUGGGCUGUCACCCAGUCGGUUAUGGGGUUGGAGUGUCGAUGGGCUCUUAAAGCACCCACCUCCCCCUCCUCCUCCUCCUCCUCUUCCUCCAUCUCACUCCUCUAUUCCUGCUGGCCCCUCCCUUAGGGCCUUCCGCUGCACUCUCUCAUCAAGUAUGCUGGAGUAUGACACAGAAAACAUGAACUCUGAUGAGAUCUUUAGCUCACUGCGUGGUGUCACAGAGGCCAUCCAAAGCUUCAGUUAUCGCAGCCAAGAGGACCUGAAUGAGCCAAUCAGACGUGAUGGCAAAAAGGACGAUGCUGUUGGAAGGGAAGGUGCGUCUCCAGGAUCUGAUGCUAGACUGGGAUUGGACGUAAUGGAAGGAGGUCGAACCGCUUUGGAUAACAAAACGUCUUUGCUUAACACGCCGUCCCCGCGGUCUUUCGCCGUGCCACGGACACGCGAGUUCGCCCCGUACGGCUACGGAGACACAAUUGCACCCUAUGACAAAAGCGCCCUUAAAGAGGCCGUCUUCGAUGAUGAUGUGGAUCAGUUUCGUGACUGCCGUCGACAGGACUGUGGUGAGAACAAGAUGGUGCUGCCCAAGACCUUUACUCCUGAUCUGGUGGCAGACCUGCUGAAGGAGCUGUCCAAUCACAAUGAGCGAGUGGAGGAAAGAAAGGGAGCCUUAAUCGAGCUGUUGAAGAUCGCACGUGAGGACAGCCUUGCUGUUUGGGACGAACACUUCAAAACCAUCUUACUGCUGCUAUUAGAAACACUUGGGGACAAGGAUCACACAAUCAGAGCACUGGCUUUAAGGGUUCUGAAGGAGAUCCUGAGGAACCAACCAGGACGCUUCAAGAACUAUGCAGAACUCACCAUCAUGAAGACGCUAGAAGCUCACAAGGACUCUCAUAAGGAGGUGGUAAGAGCAGCUGAAGAGGCUGCCUCUACAUUGGCCGGUUCCAUUCACCCAGAGCAAUGCAUCAAAGUGCUAUGUCCCAUUGUACAGACUGCAGACUAUCCCAUCAACCUGGCUGCUAUUAAGAUGCAAAGCAAAGUCGUUGAGCGCAUUUCGAAAGAGUCCUUGCAUCAGUUAAUGCCAGACAUCAUUCCUGGACUCUUACAAGGCUAUGACAACACAGAAAGUAGUGUUCGCAAGGCCAGUGUGUUUUGUCUGGUGGCCAUCUAUUCAGUGAUUGGUGAGGAGCUGAAGCCCCACUUGGCCCAGCUCACCGGUAGCAAGAUGAAGUUGCUGAAUCUAUACAUUAAGAGGGCCCAGACUACAAACAGCAACAGCAGCAGUUCUUCAGAUGUUUCCUCUCACAGCUAGCCAGAUAUACUUUGUUCAGUGCCCUUCAUGUGCUUUUGGAAACAUAGCUGUGCCUCCUCCAUACAUCGUGUUUUAAUUUAUCACAAUCUAGCUUGAUAUCUCCAGGAGAAACAUGUUGCUCAUCACAAUCAGACUGUUUUUCAUCUAAUUCCUGGAAACCUCUUAGUUACUCUCACAUGAUUCCUUUGAUCUGUGGAACAUUGACAGAAUGUAAGGAUAGUGGAAAAACGAAUUCCGGCUUUUUGAUAGGGAACAAAUCUUGCUUCCUUAAAUCGAGCAAACACGCUUGCUUCAACUUUGUUAAUAACUUGUUUGCAAUUGGUGUUAUAGGUUUAAGUUAUUUGACUACAUUUUAAAUGGGCACAGUUGGCUAAUACAUCACUUAAAUCUUAGUUAAUGCUAGUGGAUCAUUUGGCUGGCCGAGUGAUAAAUGUAAAGACUAGAGAAAAAAAAUUAAACAACUUGUAGGUUUGGCUACAAUGACAACCAAAAAAGAACGUUCUAAUAUUAAUUUUUAUUUCUUGUAUUAGCAAGUACACUGAUGAAAUGGGACCAUAUCGUACCCCCAAUGGCAAAAAUGUAGGAAAUCUUUUUUUUUUCAAGUCUUAGGCAAAUUAUAAAGCCUUUGUAUUAAUUUUAGUAAGAUGGAUAAUGUGUUUAAAAAUGCCUCACUACAGAACACAAGGACAAACUUCUGAAUGUAAAGUUGUUUUUUAUCUUUCGAAAAAGUGAAGGGUUUCGUGAGUAAAUUAUUAACAAAACAUGCCAGGAAAGACGUGCGAGCCACAACCAACAAAAUAAUGUAAAAAGUUCACUAAUGCUUGUCAUUUAUGUGGAAACGGAGUUGAAAAAUAUAACCAGGAGCGUCUGUAACCUGCUUACACUUUAUGCUCUAUAGGGGCGAGAACUACUAUGCCUUAUGUUUAUUCUGUUUUCAAUACUCGGACUGUUAAAAUUUCCACAGUUGUUCACACUACUACAAUGUUAAAGCAUGGCACUGCAAAUGUCUGUGACACUAAUGUAAACCCUCGAAUCUUGGAUCACUAGAGAUUGAGGCUGUGUUAUGUUCUCAGAGACCUUUGUUUCUCCAUCCGAUCUUAAAUGCUGGGAGUUAAGUGUAUUGUACAUACCUUUCAAUCUUGCUUUUCACUUCCCACAGGAAAGAAAAAAAGGUGUUGCACUCUUUCGCACGUUAACAAAUAGCCUGCAUGUUUUGAAGACGUAACAAUCCUGUGCUGCCGUGACUGACCGAAGUUUGGCUGUUUGAGAAAUCUGUAACCUCAGCAGUCUGGUCGGUCUGUAAAUACAGUAUUAUUAUUGUUAUUAAUGAUAUUUCACCCAUGUUGGGAAGUAGGCAAGUGCAAAAUUUAAGAGUUGACCAAAAUGUCUGUUUAUUCUCAGACUGUGAACCAGACCACAUUAAAAAAAUUAAGGACAGGCACUGGAAGCAGCCUACUAUCUUUGAGUAUUAUAUACUGGGGCAUGUGGCUUUUAUUGGUAUGCUAAGUGUGCAUACUCUUGUUUAAGGCAGCGUUCAUUCGAAUAGUUUUUAACUGAUUUAGACCAUUGACCAUUAUUUUGGUUUAGACUGGGGCAAUUCGUUAAAAAAAAGUUAAUUUAAGGAAAAAAGCCAAUGGUGAAGAUCAGCAGUGCAAGUAUUAAACUUAAAAGCAGCUCACUGAGUUUUCUGAAGCGUUGAACUCUAAUAGUAUUUCAUCUAACUGUUCACUAAGCAUGUUAGAUUUUGUUAAGUUUUGUCAUUGGACACUGAUACACUCUUGUAUUUAUACAUUUAUUUUAUUUCCUUUACUUUCCCAAUGUACAGUUUUUUUCAAAGCUUGUGAUAGAUUUACAACAACUUAAGUUUGCCCUGGAAAUAAAACAACCAGAAAUAUGAA
This is a messenger RNA of Misgurnus anguillicaudatus (oriental weatherfish), 7569 nucleotides long. Lineage: Eukaryota; Metazoa; Chordata; Actinopteri; Cypriniformes; Cobitidae. The record is from RefSeq and is a predicted model, not a curated record.